AUGGGGGGGGGGGGGGGGGGGGGGGGGGGGGAGGGGGAGGGGGGAGGUUGGGGGGGGGGGAGGGGUGGUUUGGGUUGGGGGGGGGGGGGGGGGGGGGGGGGGGGGUUUAUGUUUGGUUUUGGUGGUUUUUUGUUAAUUGAGCGUAUUGUUGGAGUGGUGUGUGGAGUGGGGGGAGGGGGGGGGGUGGGGGGGGGGGGGGGGGGGGGGGGGGGGGGGGGGGGGGGGGGUGGGGGGGGGGGGGGGGGGGGGGGGGGGGGGGGGGUUGGGGGGGGGGGGGGGGGGGGGGGGGGGGGGGGGGGGGGGGGGGGGGGGGGGGGGGGGGGGGGGGGGGGGGGGGGGGGGGGGGGGGGGGGGGGGGGGGGGGGGGGGGGGGGGGGGGGGGGGGGGGGGGGGGGGGGGGGGGGGGGGGGGGGGGGGGGGGGGGGGGGGGGGGGGGGGGGGGGUGGGGGGGGGUUGGGGUGGGAGGGGUUUUGUAAGGGGGGGUGGGGGGGGGGGGGGGGGGGGGGGGGGGGUUUGUUGGGGGGGGGGGGGGGGGGGGGGGGGGGGGGGGGGGGGGGGGGGGGGGGGGGGGGGGGGGGGGGGGGGGGGGGGGGGGGGGGGGGGGGUGGGGGGGGGGGGGGGGGGGGGGGGGAGUGUGGGGGGGUUUUGGGGUUUGGUUUGGAGUGGGGGCGGUUUGUUUUUGGUUUAGGGGGUUGGGGUGUGAGGGUUUGGGGGGGUGUUUUUUUGUUUAGAGGAUUUGGUUUUGUGGGGGUUUGGUUUGGAGGGGUGUGUUUUAUGAGGGAUGUUGUGGUUUGGGGGAGGGGGGGGGGUUAUUUUUUUUUUUGUUUGGAGGGGGGGGAUGUUUUUGAGGAGGGGGGGAGGGAGGGGGGGGGGGGGGGGUUUUUUUUAGGUGGUUUUUUUGUGGGGGGGGGGGGAGUUUUGUUUUGUUGA
Molecule: messenger RNA, 930 nt
Organism: Knipowitschia caucasica
Lineage: Eukaryota; Metazoa; Chordata; Actinopteri; Gobiiformes; Gobiidae
Source: the annotation of a GenBank genome assembly